Molecule: messenger RNA, 3489 nt
Organism: Tigriopus californicus
Lineage: Eukaryota; Metazoa; Arthropoda; Copepoda; Harpacticoida; Harpacticidae
Product: fibroblast growth factor receptor-like 1
Exons: 3
Coding region: 1241-3208 (655 amino acids)
Biological process (GO): cell-cell adhesion
Cellular component (GO): cell-cell junction
Molecular function (GO): cell adhesion molecule binding
Source: RefSeq, a predicted model, not a curated record
UAACAAACAAGUCUUUGUGGCUUGAAUUCUCCCAACACUCGAGCUCUCUUCAUUUUAAAGUCCCCUCUACAUAAGAACUGUAUUUGGCAAUGGAUCCGAUGUCGCAGCUCGGAGGUUUUACCUUUGAUUGUUCUCUAACGCUUCUUAUCAGAAUGUUGAUUUAUGGCAGCCCGGAUCUCAUCUUUUGAAUGAACCGUUUGUCAUCCGCAAUCCUCCCAAAUAAUAAUGGUUUCUUCUGGCACCUCGCUCUGAGUAGUGUCUUGAAGAAGUGAAUGAGUGAGUGAGUGAGUGAGUGAGUGAGUGCGACGAGUUGUUCCUGGUAACAAAAGCUCAACUGCAACAAUACAAAACUCAUUUGAACGCUCCAGAAGGAGAACGAGAGAGAGAGCGAGAGCGCGAGAGAGUCAGUCGAGACUCACCUUGGUGAAGAUGGAUGAAAGUGUCAUGAGUGCCUGACAUCUGGAUUUGAAGUCAGCCAUCGCCAAGCAAUGCCGUUAAGGGGAUCAGGAUCCAGCGGCACGAUUCUGUGCAAGAAAGGAUGAGACUCGCCAAGAUCCCAUAGAUCACGUUUAAUGCCCAGCACAAUUAGAUGGCAUUCACAUCCAGCUUUGGCGCCAAGUGCGAACAGAACGAGGAUCCCAUGUGAAGAAGGCGUAAUUUCAUUAAGCCUUGGGUGCAAGUCAUGAAUGAACACAGGGGAAGGAGAAGCAAAAAACAGAGUCAUUUGAGGCAAUUUCCAUAAAAGGUAGAACUUAUUUGCUGCCACCGCCAGAUUCAUCAUCACCAACAUUAUGACUAAGCUGAGCGUCGUCAACAUCACGGUUGUCCGUCCACCAUUGGAAGCCGUUCCAAAAGAACAUUACGUCUGUCAUCCAAGUCAUUUACAUUUAGAUUCAAGCCCAUGAAUGAAAUGACCAUUUUCUGGGCAGUACGCAGAAGCCGUCUCUCAGCUCGCUCAAAUCAUUUCUGGACCCCAAGCCAAAAUACCGUCGACUCAUUCUGAUUCCCCGAGCAAGCAAUGAUCACCUUAUGAAUCUACAAAACCUACACGGCAGACUGAUGGGGCUUGAACACAUUUGAAGCGUGUUUAGACAGCCGAUGAGCGAGACGGAAACAUGAAAACAGUCACCAGCUCCGGAUUCAUUUCUCAACCAAAAUGCCACAACAAAAAUGUCCGUUUCCUGCCCUAACAGAGUGAAUUAUUGGGGUCUCGGAAAGUGUCAAAGUGUCGUGCGCCUGCAUGAUUGGAAUAUUUACACAGCUAACCCACCCCUUUUUUUCUUGGGCAGCUCCAUCAGUCUCAUCUUGCCAUUGUCUUUGGAAGGAGGAACAAGUAGAAGGAGGAGGAGGAGGAGGAGGAGGAAGAGGAAUGAGCAACGAGCUUCUGGUGUUCUUCAGGAGCCUGAACUCGCUCCCCCUUACUUCCUGUUGUGCCACCUGGAAAAUAUAUGUAUUUUUUUCGGAUAAGCAAACUUGUAAAAUGAAGGCGAAAAUAUCCAUAAUGAGAAAAUGCUGUGUCAAGCCCACUGGCAUAUCUCUCCCUUGCUGUGCUGUGCUUGGGAUGCCUGUUAUGGAGACAUCCUUGUCAGGACUAAAGAGGUCCUUCUACUGCAAUCCAAUAAAGUUUCCACCUCGCUCGGAUGGUUUGGACACGAUCCAGGUUGCCCCACCGGUUUUCACUGCCGAGACCUCUCAGAGGGAGAUCCACUACCGAUUAGAUGUUGGCGACAUUUUCCGAAUUUCGUGCGAGGCUUUGGGGAAUCCCGAUCCGGAGAUUAAGUGGUUUAAGGAUGGCCACGAAAUUCGAGAUCCCGUGCGUGAGAGCGAUGACUUUGGGAAAUCCUCGGUCGAGUUCCACGUGAUGGGAUCGGCCGACGGUGGGACGUACACUUGUCAAGCUCAGAAUGGCGUGGGAAGUCGACAGCUGAAUUUCACUCUCUCCGUCAAUGUGGACUCAACCUCGAUGCAGCAUGCCAUCGUCAUGGAGGCCAAAGCCAUCAACAACACCGUGUCCAAGGGUGACUCGGCAACUUUGAGUUGUAAAGUGAAGGCGGUGAUGUUGCCCCACAUCAAGUGGUUGAAGAAACUCGAUCUAGUGGGCAAAGAGGACCGGCCCCCAGAAAAUGUGGUCGAUGUGUACACACUCAACAUGGGUAACGAACGCUUCCGAGUGCUCGACACCGCACCCGACAUCCUCAUCGGAGAUGGGAUCUUCUUGAACAACCUCGUGAUACCGAGUGUAGAAAUCGAUGAUGCUGGCAUGUACAUUUGCUUCGUGACCAACAGUGGAUUCGGUGCAUUAACGUACAAGUCGACUCACCUGAACGUGAUUCCCCGCUCAAGCAUCUACCACCAACGAAACCCUUCCGAAACGGGAGAGGGGAAUAGCGGGCGUGACAUUGUGAUUUCGGGGGCUCAAUCGGCGUCGGAAAGCUUUGUGCUCAUUCUUGUCAUUUGUUUGGUGGUCAUCACGUUCGUGAUUUCGGUGUCUGUUAUUGCCUUCGUCAUUCGUAAAAGUCGUCGCGACCGUCCAAAACAAUCGGGCGGCAGUCACUCCAGCAGUAACAUCAGCAGUUGUCAAGGUCGCAAAACGCCCGACGAGGAAGCCAUACAACAAAGGCCAUUCCUUAUGUCAAGCUCGGACUUGAAAUAUGAAUCUGCAGCCUCGCCGGCCUCGCUUCCCCCACCCCCUUCCAUAUUCUCGUCAGUGGGCCCGGCCUCCUCAUCCAUGGGCUAUUGGUCACGAACCGUCUACCCCACGUACGGACAUAUCAGAAGUAUGCCCUCUCAGGCGGCGCCUCACUAUGAAAACCCAAACCAAACCAAAUAUUAUGGUAGGGAUUCGCCCAGUAUUGGCAACCAAUACGAGGUGCCAUACAGUCAUUUGAAGCAAUCUUCCUCCGGCAAGAGUUCGUCCAAUUCCAAUCAGAGUUAUGGUCUAUCCAAUAACAACGCCAUGUUCGCGUCGCAACCCCAGUUCCAAUAUCCGCUAAUGGGUGGGACCGGUCCUCUGAGUCACGUGCAUGGAUUGAACCACCACGCCCAUCCACAGCCGCAUCCUUCGCACAAUCAUCACGGUGCGAACGGAUCCCUGGGUGGAGGAGUUUUGUCCACAGGACAUCUCGACCCAAGUGGAAUGGGUAAGAAGGACUCGCCACCUUUCCGAAGCUAUCCAUAUUUCCAAUAUUUGGGAGAUUACGAGACGUGAGUCAGACGGUCUUCGUCCAGAGAGCUAUGUCUCCCCAAAGACUACUUCAUCAUCAAUGCAUAUUCAUUCAGUGUGUACUACCCCGAAAGUAUCUGAUUUCAGUUCGCUCCGUGUUUUACAGAUAUAUACAAGUAGAUGGUUUUUGAUACCUCGUACAUGUCCUUGUUAACUUGUGUUCCAAUCAUCAUUCCAUGAUUGCGUCUUCUUACUAAGUCUCACGAGAAAAAAAGAAAUGUGACCUUUACUAGUUAAUUCAAAGAAUAUACCAAACUAACAUCUUC